AUGGAAUUGAAAGGCCUUAUACGAGUUAUUGUAAUUUUAUGUGUUACUACUGACGCUAUUGAUCAUUAUACUGUUGUCAAUAUUCAUAACGGAUACAGCGAGAAGAAAGCGAAUAACACGGACCUAAUUACUACGAGAAUUCACGGAAACUAUCAUUCGGACUUAAUUGGUAACUUAACGUCAAAGUUGGAUACAUAUGAAACACGAUUUGAAAACUUGGUUGAAAAAAUAGAAAAUGUAACUGUAAAAUUGGACAUAUGUGAAGCUAAACUGGAUCAGAUCUUGAGGUCAAUAGACGGCAACGCGAGACCCAGGGACUGCAAUGAAGUCCUAGACCUCGGAUACACGAGAACUGGCGUUUAUACUAUUUACCCCAAACCUGGUGUUAAAGGCUUUCAAGUUAGAUGUGACAUGGAUACAACGACCGGUGGAUGGACCGUCAUACAACGCAGAGUGUCGGCGAGUAAUUUCUUCAGAACUUGGGAUGAAUAUAAAUCUGGCUUUGGGGAUUUAAACGAAAACUACUGGCUCGGAAACCAAGCAAUACACAUGAUUUCUUCUCAAGGCAAAUACAAGUUACGUGUGGACUUGACCAGUAACGAUAAUGAGAAGGCAUAUGCAGAAUAUGAGUCGUUUAUGCUCGGAGAUGCAAAGUCCAGUUAUAGGCUAUCAUUUGAUAGUUACACUGGGAAUGCUGGAGACAGUUUAAAAAGGCACAAUAACAAAAUGUUUUCAACAAAAGAUAUGGAUAAUGAUGAAGACAGAAGUAUAAACUGUGCUCAGAUCUACAUCGGCGCUUGGUGGUAUACAAAUUGUCAUGACGCUAAUCUGAAUGGGGAAUACGGCAAUACAGCAUACGGAAAAGGUCCUGUCUGGGAACAUUGGAAAGGACUCUAUGCUCCUCUUAAGGCAACAGAAAUGAAAAUAAGGCUGAUGUAA
Messenger RNA from Mercenaria mercenaria, 939 nucleotides. Its product is annotated as fibrinogen C domain-containing protein 1-B-like. NCBI's taxonomy places the organism in Eukaryota, Metazoa, Mollusca, Bivalvia, Venerida, Veneridae. The transcript has a single exon. The record is from RefSeq and is a predicted model, not a curated record. The coding region runs from base 1 to 939 and encodes 312 amino acids.